GUCCGGCUACUCGCGUCGACCCUGGCUUCGGCUUCUCCCGCUCCUCGAAGCCGGCGGGCGACCCCAGCCCGCGGCCAUGGCGGAGUUGGGCUUGAAUGACCACCAUCAAAAUGAAAUUAUUAAUUAUAUGCGUUUUGCUCGUUCAAAAAGAGGCUUGAGACUGAAGACGGUAGACUCCUGCUUCCAGGACCUCAAGGAGAGCAGGCUGGUGGAGGAGACCUUCACCGUGGACGAGGUCUCCGAGGUCCUGAGUGGGCUGCGGGCCGUGGUGCACAGCGAGGUGGAGUCCGAGCUCAUCAACACCGCCCACACCAAUGUGCUCCUUCUGCGGCAGCUCUUUGCUCAGGCUGAGAAGUGGUACCUCAAGCUCCAGACAGACAUCUCUGAACUUGAAAACAGAGAGCUAUUAGAGCAAGUUGCGGAAUUUGAAAAGGCAGAGUUGACAUCUUCGAACAAAAAGCCCAUCGCAGACAUCAUGAAGCCCAAACUCGCUCCGCUGAAUGAAACCGGCACAGCGGAGCUCCUCAACAAGGAAAUCUUAAGGCUGCAAGAAGAGAAUGAGAAAUUGAAGUCCAGGCUGAAGACCGUCGAGAUACAGGCCACGAGUGCGCUGGAUGCGAAGUCAAAGCUCGAGCGAGCGCUGCGAGACGCACACAUCGACCAAGAAGUCCAACAGGAUUUAAUCAAGGCCCAGGACGUGAGUGAGUUGGAAAGCACAGUCGCUGCUCUGAAGUGUGAGUUUCAGAGGACACUCAGUGACAAGACGGAAAGCCAGAAGUCCCUGGAGGAGAACCUGGCGACAGCCAAGCACGACCUUCUCCGGGUCCAGGAGCAGCUGCACUUGGCUGAAAAGGAACUGGAAAGGAAAUUCCAGCAAACAGCCGCCUACCGAAACAUGAAAGAGAUUCUCACCAAGAAGAACGACCAGAUCAAGGAGCUCAGGAAGAGACUAGCCAAAUACGAACCCGAAGACUAAGCGCUGAGGAUGCCGCACCGGCCCUGCCCCACGGAGCCUCCACGUGGCUGUCGCCCAGGCACGGACUUGGACGAAGCACUCUGUCAUAGGCUAACCCUCCUCUUGCUUUUUAAUAUUCAGACCCUGCGGUUACUUCCCCUCCCUAAAGAGUUUCGACUCUCAGUUGCCUCGUUGAGAAGAGAAAAAGUAAAAACGGACUCUGGCCGGCCGCCCUCUGCCAAGGGGCCCAGAGAAUGUUGUAGCAAGACAACAACGCUGACCCCUUCGCACCAGUAUCACAGGUCCAUUUUACUGAGCUAACAGCGUCUAUACUUCCACAGCCCCCGGUAAAAAAAGAUCGUUACUCCCAAUAAAGGUCCCUAUUUUUGAGAAA
Molecule: messenger RNA, 1349 nt
Organism: Echinops telfairi (small Madagascar hedgehog)
Lineage: Eukaryota; Metazoa; Chordata; Mammalia; Afrosoricida; Tenrecidae
Gene: LZTFL1
Product: leucine zipper transcription factor like 1
Exons: 10
Coding region: 77-976 (299 amino acids)
Biological process (GO): negative regulation of protein localization to cilium
Cellular component (GO): cytoplasm
Source: RefSeq, a predicted model, not a curated record